Hyalella azteca is the source of this 2195-nucleotide messenger RNA. RefSeq lists its product as uncharacterized. The transcript has 2 exons. The coding region runs from base 71 to 967 and encodes 298 amino acids. The record is from RefSeq and is a predicted model, not a curated record. NCBI's taxonomy places the organism in Eukaryota, Metazoa, Arthropoda, Malacostraca, Amphipoda, Hyalellidae.
AUUCUAGCUGAAAAUUUAAAAAAAAAUUACUGCACAUCGCGUCUUUCGUAUUCGCAAGAAGAUAUCCGGAAUGUGGAAGGUGCUGAAGACUCGCUCAGCGCUGCUGCUGGCUAUGCUCCUGUGCCCACACGUAGGUGUGGUCAUGGGAGCCCCAAUUCCAGGACCUUUCCUGGGGUUGCUUGGAACCGUGGGUACAACGGCUGGGACAACCGUAGGUGUCACUGCUGGGGCCACAGCUGGGGCUGGAAUACCAGCUAUCACCACGACUGGAAUAAAAGGUUUAGGCGUCCUACCGUACUUAGCUAAGCUAGGGACUGUCGGAAAACUCGGUUUAGGACUCAAGUUUCUCUCCAAAUUCGGUGGAGUUGGUUUGGCUGGACUAGGAGGUCUUGCAGGACUGGCUGGUCUUGCUGGUUUGGCAGGCAAAAAGAGCGAUGAUGGCGGAGAUUAUGACUACGAAGAUGAAUAUGAGUAUCUGCCAGUAUAUACCUACGUCAGCUCCGAACACUACGGAGGUGGGUACGGUGGGUACGGAAAUUCUGUGGCUAGAGGCGGUGAUUCAAGCAGAGGGUAUGAUGAUGGGUACUCUUCUCGUACCUACAGGAAAUCUUCAAAUCCAAACCAAUACAGCACAGGAAAUUAUUUCGAAACACCUAGGAGCAAUAGGGUGCCAUCACGUUCAGUCUCGAAGUAUCGCGGUGAAGGCACAGCAUCACCACGAAAAGCCCCAAAAGUUCCAGCUCGGACCAAACGGCAAAACCGAGCUUCAGACUACUCCUCCAGAUCCUCAGAGUCGCUGCACUCCGGCCGAAGAGUUCAGAAGAGGAGGCACACAGAAUAUCCUACUCUAGUGAACGAACCAUUCGAAGCUAACUUUAACUCGGAUAAGUUUGACACAGUCGACGAAUUUCAUUUCGGUCGCAGCUACAUCGACACUUCUCCCGUUGAGAUUAUUUAUGACUAUUGAAGGACAUACACAGCCAAUGAUGUUUGUUGUACAAAGAGGAUGUCAGCUAUUGAGGGUGUGGGACGAAAUAUGUGUGCAAUUAUGGAUAAAAUAAAUGAAUAUUAUCACUGACAAAAGAUGUGCUCGUCGUAAAUUAAUAUUGAAUCAUCCGGGUACAUGAACAGAGAUGGCCUAUUUAUUUUUAAAUUUAUAUUUAUUUACUCGUAUAAGUAACCUAUACUGAAUAUUGUUAUAUUUAUGAGAUAUCAACUUGUGAGAUAUUAGCCACUAACUUUAAGGUAAUCUUCGGUAUACUUGGCGCAAUUGUUCCUCAAAAUAAUAAAAGUAUUAGUUAAGGAUUAUGUAUUUUGUCACAUUUGCUUGAAAUUUCCAUCGUCAUCCACACUAUAGCCAGUAAUACGAGAUGCUCGAUAAGAAUGUUUCUAAAUCUAAAAAAGUAAAUUCAUAUGUAGCCCAACCACUGUUUUAGGCGGAGAAAAUGAAUUUUUUGAAAAUUUUAUUGAAAUUAUCGGUUUCAUUAAAUCAAGUGUAUAUUAAAUACCAUGAAGUAGGAAACAUCGUUGAGCGUUACAAAUACGGCUAUUUAGCAUUAUUGAGAAUCAAAUCUAGAAUUAGAAUGAUAAUGGUUGAAAUGUUGACUUAUUGAAAUUGUUUUUUAUGAGAGCGAUUCUCAUGUUGAACUUUUAUUUCGAAAUGUUGUCAUCAUUUGUUAUUAUUGUUGGUUAUGAGUAAUAGUUACAUCCUGCUCUCAAGUCAUGCAGGUUCAUUACACUUUAGAAAAUGAAGCGAAUUGGUAAUUAAAAUCAAAUAAUAUGAAAUUUCCGGACCAAAGUAUUUUUGCAUCAUAUAAUUAGUUUAAUUUUGUUUGUAAAAAUGUACUGUCAUUCAUUAAAAAUUUCGCUAUAAACUAAUAAUUCAACUUCCGACUGUGAUGCGCACAAAUGUUAAUCUAUCUAAUUUGUCUCUGGUAUACUUUGAAUUUAUCAUCCAAACUUUCUAUUAUAAUUAUUCUAAAUUCGAAUGUUCGAUUACAUGUUAUGUUGUUUCCGUAAAUUUUAAACGGUUGUUUCCGUAUAAAAUUUAUUGAAGUUUAUACAAAGUUUAUAAGUCCUUAAAAUUAAUGUAAGAUGUUAGUGAACUUCAUAUUUCGUUUGAUGGUAUUGCUCUUUUUCAAUACAAUUGUGCCCAAUUGCAUUUAUUUUGGUUCAAAAAUAAAUCUGAAAGCCUU